AUGAAUAGGAGGCAGCAGUGCUUGGAGCUCAUCCAAAGCUCUGCAACUCCCUCUCAAGCGCUCCAAGCUCACUCCAGGAUCCAAUCCAUCCUCAAGGACACGAGCAACGACAUCUUCCUUUGCAACAAGCUGAUCGAGAUGUAUGGGAGGUGUUCUAGUGUCGCUAAUGCCCGCCGGGUCUUUGACUCGCUCCACAGGAAAGAUUCCUUCUCCUGGGAUCUCCUGCUCAUUGCCUACGUAAGGAACGGGCUUUUGGAAGAAGCCCAGAGAAUCUUUGCGACAAUGCCUCACAAGAGCGUCAUUCCUUGGAAUGUGCUCUUGGCUGGAUAUGCCCGAACUGGGCAUAUGAAAGAGUGUGUGGAGAUGUUCGAGGGAAUGCCCGCUAGAAACGAGGUGACGUACACAACGAUGAUCAGCAUGUAUGCCCAGAGUGGAGAGGUAGAGUCUGCGAUUGAGAUCUUUGAGCAAAUGCCAGAGAGAGACAUUGUUUCGUGGAAUGCCAUGAUCAGUGCAUGCUCUGAGAAUGGACGCCUGGAUCUCUCCCAGCAGCUGUUUGGCAGCAUUCCUUUGCGGAAUGUGGCGACGUGGAAUGGGAUGCUCGCAGCCUAUGCUCGAGCCGGUCGUCUAGAGGAAUCUGCAAACUUCCUUGAAGAGAUGCCAGAAAGGAACCUGGUUUCAUGGACAACAAUCAUGGCACUGUAUGCCCAAGAAGGGUAUUUACAGGAAUCUGAGCUUAUAUUUCUGGAGGCCCAUCAGAUCGACAUCGUGUGCUGGAAUGUGAUGCUUGUUGCACAUGCCCAAAACAAGCAAGGGCAUCGUUGUUUGGAGAUUUUCAACAGCAUGCCCGAAUGGGAUCUUGUGUCGUGGAAUGCCCUGAUUUAUGGUUUGGGCGAGGCAGGCAAUACAGUCGGGUCACAAGAGAUGUUUAGAGAGAUGCCACAGCGCAACCUUGCCUCGUAUAAUGCCAUGUUGGCAGUAUAUGCCCAGUCACGGCAUAUUGAAGAAGCUAAAGAGAUUUUCAAAGACAUGCCAUAUCACGACGUCUUAUCGUCCAACACAAUGAUUGCUGCAUUCUCAGAAAGCGGCCUCGUUGAAUAUGCCAUGCUUGUGUUUACCAAAAUGGCUUUCAGGGACAUUGUAUCCUGGAACUCAAUGCUUGCGGCAUAUGCCUGCCACAGUUGCAUAGAGGAGUCUACGUGCUUGUUUGAAGAAAUGCCACAGCGCGACCUCGUCUCGUGGACCACAAUGCUACUCUUGAAAAGCAAGAGCGGGGUGUAUGAAAUGGUGGAGAUGGAGCAACACUUCAACUCCAUGCCAGAGCAGGAUCUCCUGUCAUGGAACACAAUGCUUUCAGCAUACUCUCAUCAUGGGCAUCUGGCCAAGGCCAUUAGGAUGUUUGUAAGUGUCCCCCAACACGAAUCAGCUACAUGGAAUACCCUGUUGACAGCAUAUGCCGUGAAUGGGCAUUUGGACAGAGCUUUGAAGCUGCUGGCCCAGAUUCCCGAGCCUGACCUGAUUUCAUAUGCUGCAAUGCUGGCAGCCCUAGCUCAUGCGGGUAGAUCACUUGAGGCAUUGGAACUGUUUGAUUCGCUCAAGAUGCUCCACCUCCCUGACUUGACGUGCUUUGUUUUGGGUCUUGUGGCGUGCAGCCAUACUGGAAACGUUAAGCGAGGAAGGCAGUGCUUUGCUUCAGUUGUAGCAGACUAUGGAAUGGAGCCAAGCAAGCAGCACUAUAGAUGCUUUGUGGAUCUGUUGGGCCGGUCAGGACACCUGAACGAGGCAGAAGAGCUCAUUGCAAACAUGCCAUACUUUCCAGAUGUUUUGGAGUGGACUAGCUUGCUUGGGGCGUGCAAAAGCCAUAGAGUCUUACAGAAUGGUGGACGUGCCGCAAAUAUGGUAUUGAGUAUGAAUCCAAACGAGGGAGGAGCAUACGUAUUGUUGUCUACACUUGUCAACCGGUAA
Messenger RNA from Selaginella moellendorffii, 1962 nucleotides. Its product is annotated as pentatricopeptide repeat-containing protein At4g02750-like. Gene Ontology annotation, biological process: RNA modification. Gene Ontology annotation, molecular function: protein binding; RNA binding. The transcript has a single exon. Bases 1 to 1962 code for a protein of 653 amino acids. NCBI's taxonomy places the organism in Eukaryota, Viridiplantae, Streptophyta, Lycopodiopsida, Selaginellales, Selaginellaceae. The record is from RefSeq and is a predicted model, not a curated record.